CCUUCCCUUCUUCUCCCCCAUCCUUGUCUCUCUAUUUCCCUCUGCAACUCCAGGUACUAAAAUCGCAAAAAGGGUUAAAAAAUAGAUCACUACCGUCAUCUUCUUUGCCGAUCGAGUUCAUCCGUAGCUUGCUAGAUUCAUCCAAGCUUUCACCAUUCCCUUCCAAGUUCUCCAUCUCCCUCUUUUCGGCUGCUCAAAAUAAAGCUCUUCUUCAUUUAAGUCCAAAGGAAAGGAUCGAAUGGGCGUGCAUGCAUUGCACCACCACUGUUCCUCUUAAUUACUUCCCCUCUCCUCUCUCACUUUUCCUUACAAAAAGAAGAAAGAAAGAAAAAGAGAAGAAACACAAGGCCACCCGCCACGCCCACCGUCACUACUAGUUCAACUUCAUUCUUCUCCCAGCGUCACUAUCGUCAUCAUCAUCGUUUCCAAUCUCCAUGUCGCGGUAACCAAAUCCAUGAUGGGAAGCUUUUAGACCCAACUGAUUCUGAGGUAAUAAUGAUAAUAAUCUCCGUGUGUGCUUAUUUCUCUUUUGUUUCUCUGUUUGUUUGCUAGUGCCCAAAAAAAAGAAAAAAAAAAAGCAGAAGAACAAGAAGAAGAGAGGAAAGGUGAGCGUGUCUCAGUAUCUAAUGGCGUUAUUUGCUUCUUUGGACUUUUGAUCAGUAAAGUUGAAAUUAGCAGCAGGACUACCGCAAAAACUGCCCAAUCGCAGUAUAAAGUUUGAAUAGAAAGAGAAAGAAGAAGCUAGGUAGAAGAAGAAAAUGGCACCAGCACCCGCAGCAGCAAGCAACUGGCUCUCGUUCUCUCUCUCUCCCAUGGAGAUGCUGAGGUCAUCCUCUUCCUCCUCCACCGCCGAUUCUCAGUACCUCACCUACGAAGCCGCCGCCGCCGUCGCUUCCUCCAAUCCUUCCCCUCACUACUUCCUCGACAGCUACUACUCUCACGGUUGGGGGAAUACGAAGGAAGCACAAACAGCUACAACCAUGGCGGAAACUGCUCUUCUCACGAGCUUCAUGGAGCAGCAAUCAGGCGGCGGCCAACACCACCACCACCACCAACCUCCGCCGCCGAAGCUGGAGGACUUCCUUGGCGGCGACUCGUCCGGGUCCAUGGUUCGCUACUCGGAACACAGCCAGACGGAAACUCAGGACUCGUCCUCCUUGACUCACAUCUACGACAACGGCGGCGGAGGCGCCGCCUCGUACUUCAACAACGAGCACCAAGAUCUGAAAGCGAUUGCCGCCGGCUACCAGGGCGCCUUCUCCUCCAACUCCGGCGGAUCCGAGGUCGACGACCAGAUUGGGGGCGGUGGCGGUGGGGCCGAGUUCAUGGCGGCGGGCGGUGGUCACUCGAUUGAGUCGGCGGCGGGCAACGAGUUGGGGUUCUCGACUCGCAGCAGCAACGGGUUAUCCCUUGGGGUUGCGAAUAAUAAUAGCAAUAAUCAUCAUCAUAAUAUUCCGAUCAACUCUUCUCCGCCUCCCGCUGACAAAUCCGUGGCGGUGCUCGCCGUGGUCGAAUCCGAUUGCUCGAAGAAGCUCGGCGAUACUUUCGGCCAGCGGACUUCCAUUUACCGAGGCGUCACGAGGCAUAGAUGGACAGGUAGAUAUGAAGCGCAUCUAUGGGAUAACAGCUGUAGGAGAGAAGGUCAAGCCAGAAAAGGACGUCAAGUGUACUUAGGUGGAUAUGAUAAAGAAGAUAAAGCAGCUAGAGCUUAUGAUUUGGCUGCCCUCAAGUACUGGGGCCCCACCGCGACGACCAACUUCCCUGUGUCUAAUUAUAACAAGGAACUGGAAGAGAUGAAGUAUGUAUCAAAACAGGAGUUCAUUGCCUCGUUGAGAAGGAAAAGUAGUGGAUUCUCCAGGGGGGCUUCCAUAUACAGGGGUGUUACAAGGCAUCACCAGCAAGGUCGUUGGCAAGCAAGGAUUGGACGUGUUGCUGGGAACAAAGACUUGUACCUCGGCACAUUUGCCACUGAAGAGGAAGCAGCAGAGGCAUACGACAUAGCAGCCAUAAAAUUCAGGGGCUUGAAUGCAGUGACAAACUUCGAGAUGAAUCGCUACGACGUGGAAGCGAUCAUGAAGAGUGCCCUUCCGAUUGGUGGAGCAGCAAAGCGACUAAAAAUCUCUCUGGAUGCCGAGCAGAAACCAACGCUGAUGAGCCAUGAUCAGCAACUACAACAGCAGCAGCAGCAACAACAGUGCAACAGCAAUAGCAUCAGUUUCGGUUCGGUUCAGCAACCGCUUUCAACAAUCCCUUGUGGUAUCCCCUUCGACGCAACAACUGCCUACUACCACCAUCACCACAACUUCUUCCAGCACAUGUCCAGUGGUGGCAGCAACCCCGGUGGAGGAGACUCCUCUGGUUCGGCCUCGAACAUGGAGAAUUCGAUGAGCUCCAUAUUGCCACAGACAACAGACUUCUUCCUGUGGCCUCAUCAGCCUUACUAAUUUCUUAGAGAAAAAGAGAGGUUUUGCUGACUUGGGAACCUGCUAACAGUAGUGAGCUUUAAGAAAAGCAUUGUUCUUCCCCUCUGAAUAGAAGUUCAUCUCAACAAUCUGACCCGAGACCGUGGGACUCUUUCUGACCCGUAAAAGUAUGUAGGUUGCGGUUGAAUUAUGCCGGAUUAGGAGCAGGAAAAAUGGUGGUGUUAAAGUAGGUUUAAGUUCCUUUCUGUUUUUCUUCCUUUUCAGUUUUCAGUAGUCUAGAAAGCGAUGUUCAGUAAGCAAGCUUGGUGGUGGUGGUGGGAAUUUUGUAAGUAGCAUCAUGUAGUUGAAUGAUGGGUUUCUCGGGCAAUGGCAUCCUUUUCCAGAACUUUAAGCGGAUUUUGUUUAUUUCUUCAGAGUAUCUUGAAUAUUCCUUCAAGUUUUCAGUGGCCUUUUUUUUUUCAUUUUGUUCAUUGCAAUUAUUCUGUUGUGUAUCCAAGUUCCAAGACUGGGUGUGGAGACUUGGUCAAUGAACAGAGAGCAGAGUA
Linum trigynum is the source of this 2968-nucleotide messenger RNA. The record is from the annotation of a GenBank genome assembly. NCBI's taxonomy places the organism in Eukaryota, Viridiplantae, Streptophyta, Magnoliopsida, Malpighiales, Linaceae.